AGCACCGUGCAUCUCUGUAUGUAUGCGACUAUGAAGAAGAAUAUGAGAGCUGACAGCUGUCAACUCGCUUUUCCUUUCUUUCCGGUCUCUGCUCCAUAGAAGACGCAAACAUGUUCAUGCCAAAGGCUCAUCGUGUCGCCAUUUAUGAGUACCUCUUCAAGGAGGGCGUCAUUGUGGCCAAAAAGGAUUUCCAUGCACAGAAGCAUCCUGAACUGGAAUCAAUUCCCAACUUGCAUGUGAUCAAGGCAUUGCAAUCACUGCAUUCUCGUGGAUUGGUCAAGGAACAGUUCGCCUGGAGGCAUUACUAUUGGUAUCUGACCAACGAGGGCAUUGAGGAGCUGCGCACCUAUCUGCACUUGCCACCCGAAAUUGUGCCCUCCACACUGAAGAGGCCGACGCGCUCCGAGCCGUUGCGUCCUCGUCCCGCUGCCGGCGGACCACGCGGCCCAGCCGAUGCCUCCAAAACAGGCGAGGAUCGUUCAGCCUACAGACGCGCCCCUGGUGGCAGCGGCGUCGACAAGAAGGGAGACGUUGGACCCGGCGCCGGUGAGGUUGAGUUCCGCGGCGGCUUCGGACGUGGCUCGCGCAACUAAGACGGUCACUUUUUUUUCUAUUCAAAUAAGUUUAAAGUGAAUUCCAAUAACAUCAAGAAAUGGAAAACAAUA
Molecule: messenger RNA, 665 nt
Organism: Drosophila navojoa
Lineage: Eukaryota; Metazoa; Arthropoda; Insecta; Diptera; Drosophilidae
Gene: RpS10b
Product: Ribosomal protein S10b
Cellular component (GO): cytosolic small ribosomal subunit
Molecular function (GO): RNA binding; structural constituent of ribosome
Source: RefSeq, a predicted model, not a curated record